CACACUCACUACUUAUAAGAUGAUAAGAUUGCGACUCUGAGAUGCUGUGGCGUCAUGAUUAGGCACUCAAGAUAAAUGAAUUUCCUGAUUAAUUACGCCAGUCGCAGUUUCAGUAUCAGAGUGGAAGAGUGGAAGUUCUUAACAGUGAAUAUGAGUGACGAAAGAAAGAAAUCAUGGGUGAGAAAGAAUCUCAUGUUGGUUCUCACUCUGAUGGGAGUUGCUGCGGGAGUUUUGCUGGGAUUUUCGGAGGAGUUUUGGGAACACUUGGCGAGCGCGGAAAAAUGGCCAUUGGUUUUUUCCAAGGCAUUCUUGAAGCUACGCUGAAGAUUGUCCGAGCCGGAAUGUGGAUGGCCCCUUUGGGAGUGUGCAGUAUCAUUGCUGCGAAGAUAAUCGAAAUUGAGAAUCUGAACUUAGUUCUCACUCAGCUGGGAAAAUUCAUCAUAACAGUUUGCAUUGGUGAAACAGUUUAUCAAUUGAUAAUCCUUCAAUCAUAUUAUUACAUCAUUAUCAGGAAGAAUCACUUCAAAUUCUUCGUCAAGCUAUUCGAUCCGAUGAUUACAGGAUUCGCCACAUGUUCUUCAGUUGCCACGCUUCCGAUAACACUUCGAACUCUCAACGACCAAGUGAAGAUGAAUCCUAAAGUUACGAGAUUUGUUCUUCCGCUUGGAUGCUCAAUGAAUACCGAUGGAGCUGCAAUGUUCAUGAUGAUCGCCUCAGCCUUUCUCGCUCAGAUACAGGGCAUUGAACUGAAGCUAGGUGAACUUAUAAGUCUGCUGAUCAUAACGACAAUCUUGUCCUUGGCCGUUGGUAGCGUGCCGAGUGGGCCGGUUGUCUUAGUAGCGAUCAUUCUCUCCUCAAUCAAUGCUUCUGCCGACCAAAUUACUCUUCUUUUCACUGUUGAAUGGUUGUUUGACAGAAUUCGAACACCAAACAGCAUACUCAGUGAUUGCUAUGCAGCUGCAAUAGUCCAACAUCUUUCCAAAAAGGAAUUAGAGCAGCAAAACUCAGAGGAAGAAGGAAAAAUGUUACAAUCAGUAAAAGUAGAACAAGCCGAAAGAUAGUAUAAAUUUAAUGCGUAUAUUUAAACUUUCCUUUCAAUAUCCUUUCAACUUUUCAUCAUACUUGUGGCAAAGGGGCAACUUUUGAGGAAACUUAAUGCUAUUAAUCAAAUAUUUAAAUAAAAUAAUAAAAAAAUGAUUAUUUUUCAAGUAAAAUUGCAAAAUAAUCAAAUAUAUUUAAAUAAAUCAGAGAUUAUAUUAAAAUAUUUUCUGAAUAUUAACAAAAAAAAAGGAAUCGAUUCGAUGAAAUCGGUGCGCCUGACGCCCCAAUCCAAAUUAAAAUUGCCUUUGACCCAGAGCCUUAUUGCAUUCAUUUUUCAAUGACACAAUGAGCCCAAAGUGCCUAGUGAGGCAUUGCGCUGAACUGUUUGUCUCACAUACUUGUCAAAAUCUAUUGUAAUCAUAUAAAAUACAUUAAAUAAUCAUUUGCUUCUCACACAUAUGCUGAUAACAAUGAUAGCGUAAUAAAUUAUAACUGAGAAUGCUUGAUCUUACACUUUUUGGAAUGAGACUUUUGUCAGUUGAAAUUGUAGUGUCACGGAGAGUGGACGUACUAUUUGAAUUAAGGAAAAUGGCUAUAGACGAAAAGAAGCCAUGGGUGAGAAAGAAUCUCAUGUUGGUUCUCACUCUGAUGGGAGUUGCUGCGGGAGUUUUGCUGGGAUUUUCCUUGAAAGCUCUCCAUCUGAACACGGAUUACAUAGCGAUCAUCUCAUAUCCUGGAGAAGUCUUCAUGAGCUUCCUGAAAAUGAUUAUUCUUCCUUUACUGACAUCAUGUUUAAUUUAUGGAACUGCGAGUUUGAACAUUGGUGCCAAUGGAAAAAUCGCUAUAAGAACAUUAACUUACAUAAUCUUCAGUUCAUUUAUCGCUGUGUCAAUUGGACUGUGUUUAGUCGUCCUCAUUAAACCAGGAGUGGACACAACCAGUGAAAGAAGCAUAAGUGAAGAGAGAAAUUGUUCGGCAACUUCUGAAGUGAAUCUCUUGGACACAUUUCUCGAUCUGGGACGAAAUCUCGUGCCGAACAAUCUCUUCAGGGCGACAUUUCAGCAAGCUUACACAGCUCGUGAACCCAAGAAUGUGAUUCUCUUCCGCGAUGGAACCAACAGCAUGGGAAUUGUAUUCUUUUGCUUCCUUCUCGGUGGAGUUCUGGGAACGCUGGGGGAGCGUGGAAAGGUGGCCAUUGAUUUCUUCCAAGGCAUUCUUGAAGCCACGCUGAAGAUUGUUCGAGCUGGAAUGUGGAUGGCUCCUUUGGGAGUGUGCAGUAUCAUUGCAGGGAAAAUACUCGAAGUGGAGAAUCUGAACAUGGUGAUGUUACAGAUAGGAAAGUUCAUAGUCACAGUUUGCCUUGGGCAGGCAAUCUAUCAAUUGAUAAUCCUUCAAUCGUAUUAUUACAUCAUUAUUAGGAAGAAUCCCUUUAAAUUCUACGUUAAGCUCGUUGAUCCGAUAAUUUCAGGAAUUGUUACAUGCUCAACAGUUGCCACGCUCCCGAUAACACUUCGAGCUCUGAAUGAUAAAGCUAGGAUUAAUCCUCGUGUGACGAGAUUCGUUCUUCCGCUUGGAUGCUCUAUGAAUACAGAUGGAGCUGCAAUGUAUAUGAUAAUGGCUUCGGGAUUUCUCGCUCAAAUGCAAGGAAUUGAUUUGAAGAUGGGAGAACUUGGAACUCUCCUAGUCAUCACCACGAUUUUAUCUUUGGCUAUUGGAAGCGUUCCAAGUGGAGCAGUUAUGUUGGUGACAAUCAUACUUUCCUCAAUCAAUGCCUCAGGCGACCAGAUCACCCUUCUUUUCACUGUUGAAUGGUUCCUUGAUAGGGUUCGAACGCCAAACAACAUUUUAACUGAUUGCUAUGCAGCUGCCAUAGUCGAUUAUCUAUCUAUGAAAGAAUUACAGAAAGAAGUAAUUGAGGAAGAAGGAGUUAUGCUGCAAUCAGUAGAAGUUGAAAAAGCUGAAAAAUUGCAAACAAUGUAAUUUGCCUGAUUCUUUACAUUGAAAUCAAAUUUUAUAUUAAAUAAAUAAUUCACAGAUAA
Phlebotomus argentipes is the source of this 3080-nucleotide messenger RNA. RefSeq names its product excitatory amino acid transporter 3-like. The record is from RefSeq and is a predicted model, not a curated record. Gene Ontology annotation, molecular function: glutamate:sodium symporter activity; neutral L-amino acid transmembrane transporter activity; L-glutamate transmembrane transporter activity. Gene Ontology annotation, biological process: L-glutamate transmembrane transport. The transcript is spliced from 3 exons. The coding region runs from base 1540 to 3021 and encodes 493 amino acids. Lineage: Eukaryota; Metazoa; Arthropoda; Insecta; Diptera; Psychodidae. Gene Ontology annotation, cellular component: plasma membrane.